AUGGAUACGGUAAACAAUUAUAGGGUUUUAGAGCAUAAAGCUGCUGGCCACGACGGUACUCUAACAGACGGUGAUGGAUUGCUCAUCUUUAAACCGGCCUUUCCGCAGGAACUGGAAUUCUACAAAGCCAUACAAGUGAGAGAUGUGAGUCGAAGAAAGUCUUCGGCUGAUGGAGAUGCUCCCUUGUGCUCUUGGAUGCCCACGUAUCUUGGAGUCUUGAAUGAAGGGGCAAAAAUCGAGCAAAGUGGCGAUGCUGCGCUUCUGAAGAUAGAUGAGCGGUUAAGUGAUUCCACUGAUAAUCUUGAUUCAAUACCUGUAAAGUCUGAGAAGUCCAAGCAAUACCUCGUUUUAGAAAAUCUACUAUAUGGAUUUAGUAAACCUAAUAUACUUGAUAUAAAAUUAGGCAAAACUUUGUAUGAUUCGAAGGCAUCAUUGGAAAAAAGAGAGAGAAUGAAAAGAGUCAGUGAGACGACGACUUCAGGAUCUUUGGGUUUCAGGAUAUGUGGCAUGAAAAUACAGAAAAAUCCCUCUGUGCUGAAUCAGCUUUCGCUCGAAUAUUACGAAGAAGAAGCAGACAGUGAUUAUAUCUUUAUAAACAAAUUGUAUGGUCGUUCAAGAACCGAUCAAAAUGUUUCAGAUGCAAUUGAACUUUAUUUUAACAAUCCUCAUCUGUCGGAUGCGAGAAAGCAUCAACUGAAGAAAACAUUUUUGAAAAGAUUGCAGUUGUUUUAUAAUACUAUGCUAGAAGAAGAAGUUAGAAUGAUAUCAAGUAGUCUUUUGUUUAUUUACGAAGGAGACCCGGAGCGAUGGGAAUUACUAAAUGAUGUUGACAAACUUAUGCGAGAUGAUUUUAUAGACGAUGAUGACGACGAUGAUGAUAAUGAUGAUGAUGAUGAUGAUGAUGCCGAGGGAAGCAGCGAAGGACCAAAGGACAAAAAAACAACUGGUUCUUUGAGUUCCAUGUCACUAAUAGAUUUUGCACAUUCUGAAAUAACGCCGGGGAAGGGUUAUGAUGAAAACGUGAUUGAAGGAGUUGAAACCUUGCUAGAUAUUUUUAUGAAAUUCUAG
Messenger RNA from Saccharomyces cerevisiae S288C, 1068 nucleotides. It is a transcript of the gene ARG82, whose product is annotated as inositol polyphosphate multikinase. Gene Ontology annotation, biological process: inositol phosphate biosynthetic process; phosphatidylinositol-3-phosphate biosynthetic process. NCBI's taxonomy places the organism in Eukaryota, Fungi, Ascomycota, Saccharomycetes, Saccharomycetales, Saccharomycetaceae. The transcript has a single exon. Gene Ontology annotation, molecular function: inositol-1,4,5-trisphosphate 6-kinase activity; kinase activity; 1-phosphatidylinositol-4,5-bisphosphate 3-kinase activity. Gene Ontology annotation, cellular component: nucleus. Bases 1 to 1068 code for a protein of 355 amino acids. The record is from RefSeq and is marked reviewed.